AUGGGCGUCCCCAUCUACACGACAGCACCAGCCCCGAUCUCCCUGCUCGCAGAACCAACAACAACAAUGGGAUCAUCAUCAUACCUGCCGUCCUACAGUCCGCCUUUGUCAGACCACGGCUACCAGAGCGGGUACCCGCCAAUGGCCCCGGCCUACAGCAUGGGUGGCAUGGAUUACUCGCACCAGUUCCAACAACCAACACAAUACGGAAGCCGACCGCAGAUGCCCGUUGGACAGGACCCGAGCAUGAUGUACGGCGUACCGCCCUCGAUGGGCGGCGGGCCCGGAGCCCCGGACCAAGGGGGACACGUCAGGGUGGUGCAGAGCCGUCCCAAGCCCCAGUGCUGGGAGCACGGCUGCAACGGGCGCCAGUUCUCGACCUUCAGCAACCUCCUGAGGCACCAGAGGGAAAAGUCCGGCCAGGCCGCCAAGGCGACGUGCCCCAACUGCGGGGCCGAGUUCACGAGGACGACGGCGAGGAACGGCCACCUCCUCCACGACAAAUGCAAGCAGCAGCAGCGCCGGAACACGUAG
Molecule: messenger RNA, 534 nt
Organism: Colletotrichum spaethianum
Lineage: Eukaryota; Fungi; Ascomycota; Sordariomycetes; Glomerellales; Glomerellaceae
Product: C2H2-type zinc-finger transcription factor
Exons: 2
Coding region: 1-534 (177 amino acids)
Source: RefSeq, a predicted model, not a curated record